Molecule: messenger RNA, 2268 nt
Organism: Aspergillus affinis
Lineage: Eukaryota; Fungi; Ascomycota; Eurotiomycetes; Eurotiales; Aspergillaceae
Exons: 4
Coding region: 1-2268 (755 amino acids)
Biological process (GO): transmembrane transport
Source: RefSeq, a predicted model, not a curated record
AUGCUGAUGUCGAUGCUGACUCUCGUGCUGCUGUGGUCACAGGUCGGGCUAGCUGCGUUCAUUCGUAGGCUUCCAUGUGCUCCGGCCGGCGCAGAAUCCGUAGUCCCUGGCAUCUUUACCCCGGACAGUCUGAGUGGUGGCCUCCAUGUAUCGGAUACGACGACGCUAUCCCUCAAGCUAUACGGCGAUUAUGUCGGCCCCGAUGACUGCGACGCCCUGGAAGGCGAGUUUGCAGAGCCCAUCGUCAAUGUCAGUGUCCUGGGUCGCCCCGUUGGGGUCCAGGCCGAGACGAGUGGGAGAUGUCCGACCAUUCUGCCCGACGAUGGUCUACGGUCUGACCUUCGAACAUACUCGAAGUACCUGAUGUCCUACUCUCUGGAUAGCCCUCACAGGUUCAGCACGCUCGCCACGACCAUUCGCCUUCGAUUGAACAAUGGCACAGAAGUGGCCUGCAUCGCCGCCAAUAUCACCUCUGAUCUGGGUUCCACGGCCAAGAAUCUCAUAUUGGGAAUUCCCCUGGCCAUCAUGCUGUUCUCUGGAAUCAUUGCGGCCGGGAUCAAAUUCUAUAUGGGUCGCCAGUCAAGCAUGUUCCGCUAUGAAAUCGCCAACAGCUCCUACGACCCGGCCGAAUCGGCGCUUCCUGGCAUCGGGGAAUGUCUGCAGUACAUUCAAUUUGUGUUCUUGUCCGGCUGUCUCACUCUGCUGUAUCCUGGCUUCUUCAGACCGGUAGUUAGCCAACUCGCCUGGUCGUCCCUGAUCUAUGCAAAUGGUCCGAUCACGCAUCAAUUCACCUAUCCUGGGGUCGAGGAUGGCAUCUAUGCGUUCAAUGCCACUUAUGGACUAGAAGAGAUGUCUCAUAUCAUGGGAGCGACAACAAUGGGGGACCUGUGGCCCAAUACCAUUAUUAGCCUGGCGAUCAUGAUCCUCGUGGUGGUGGUCAUCACUCAGAUCACCUCGCUGCUCAAGUGGAUGUGGCGAUUGUUUCCCUUCUGGGGACCCCCGGGGGCCUUUGAGCCCCGCAAGGAAUUUCUGUCGCACAUCCAGCACGCCGGAUGGAGCGUUGUCCGCAUGGUGCUCCACUACUAUCUGCUGCCCAUCGUCACCUUCUCGCUCUACCAGCCGGUAAUGGGUCAUUCGCAGGUGUAUCGGUCAUUUCUUGCCAUCUCGGUGCCGGCAGCCCUCGCCGUUUCGUUAGGAUUCUUAGUUCGAUAUUUGACGGUCCAUAAACGACAGGACUCUUUCUUCAGUGAAAGCACUCUCCCGGGCCGGUCCACGCGAAGGUGGUUCUUCGAUGCCUUGUACGGGCUCCCGCUGGUCAGAGGCGUCGCCAUUGGCGGCUUGCAGGUCUCUGGCAUUGGGCAAAUUGUCAUUCUCAUGGCCUGUGAAAUCGCACUGAUUGUCUGUCUGCUACUGUACCGACAAAAUGGCUCGGUGUGGAGACCCAUCGGCCUGGCCGCCGUGCGACUGACCACGACGGCCAUGAGCUGUGCCUUUCUUCCUUCCGCGGGACUCAACGAGGGAUCGAAGGGCUUGGUGGGAUACUUCAUCCUUUCUCUACAUGCGUCGGCCCUCAUUCUCGGAUUUUUCGUGCCAUCGCUAUAUAAUUGCGUGAUGUACAUCCUAGUGAGAUUUGGGGUGCUGGAUUCUCACUUCGUGGGGGUCAAAGCAGACCAACAAAACGCUCCGGUGUUCGGAUUGAAUCAACUCUCGCGUCGGUCGAAACGGGGAACAAGCUUCUCCCACCUACCUGCGCUCAGCCCUCCAGACGAAUCCAUCACCGCGUAUAUAACACACACGCCCCUGCCCCGACCUGGAUCCUCCGGAGAAUCACGUAUUGCCGACGAUGCAAGCCAGUUCUAUCGGGCUCCGCGACGCAACGCUUCGUCGUAUGCCCCGUCAUGUGCCCCGUCAUACGCCCCUUCAUAUGCUCCAUCAUAUGCCCCAACCGACGGCACACGCACCAUUCGCUCGGUGCCAUCAUCCUCGGACAUGGGUGACUCGGUCACCUCCUCCGGUGGUUCCAGCAUGGAACUGAUCGAAGAGGAUGAAGACGACUCCGUGUCCGACCGGGCAUCUAAUGUUGAUUAUUCCGUCCGCGAGGCGGAUCAGUAUUAUCGCCGUCAGAAGAUUGUUAUGGGAUCGAGACAGUCGGCAGACGCCAAUUCACAGUCAAGACCUCCCAAGGCCUUGCCUCGAUGGAAGCAGCGGAAAUCGAAGGAGAAGGGGUUUGAGGUUGUCAGACCUGCACGGCCCCCAUCGGAUGGGUAA